AUGUCAAACUCAUCAGAUCUCGUAGAGCUUUCUGAUCACGAAAGCUCUCAGACAGUAGAACCAAUGCAAUCAUCGUCAAAAAUACAAACCACUCUAGAUAGUUACUCAUUUUAUGAGGGUAUUAUUGCAA
Molecule: messenger RNA, 130 nt
Organism: Dentiscutata heterogama
Lineage: Eukaryota; Fungi; Glomeromycota; Glomeromycetes; Diversisporales; Gigasporaceae
Source: the annotation of a GenBank genome assembly